Molecule: messenger RNA, 2464 nt
Organism: Coffea eugenioides
Lineage: Eukaryota; Viridiplantae; Streptophyta; Magnoliopsida; Gentianales; Rubiaceae
Exons: 5
Coding region: 208-2313 (701 amino acids)
Source: RefSeq, a predicted model, not a curated record
CUUUAGUCUUUUUCUGCCCCAUUUUUUAUGGUUUUUGUUUAGUUUUGUUGAAUUUUAGCGGGUUAUUAUUAAUCUGCUGGCUUAGUAUGGAACUCUUGAUCGUUUCUACUUCUGGGGCUUCUUGUUUUUGUGGCGAUUGUUUUUAGCUUUGAUGUUUAAUACUGUUGCAGAAUCUGGGAUUUUGAACUUUUGGGAAAAAAAUUGAAAAUGUCGAGUUCAGUCAAUGAAGAUCAAGAUCAGAGAAAUAAUGGCGGCCUGGAAGAUUUGACUUCAAUGACUAUUGAAUCUCUGAGGGCAAGAUUGCUGUCUGAGAGGGCUAUGUCAAGAACAUCAAGGCAGAGGGCUGAUGAGCUUGCAAAGAGGGUAUUAGAACUGGAAGAGCAGUUAAAGCUAGUGUCUUUGCAAAGGAAGAAAGCUGAGAAGGCCACGGCAGAUGUUCUUGCCAUUUUGGAGAGCAAUGGGAUAAGUGAUGCUUCAGAGGCCUUUGAUUCAAACUCUGACCAAGAAACCGUCAUCAGUGAUUCCAAGGCUAGUAAUGAUUCAGAAAAGAUGAAAGAAACCUUGAGCAAUUUUCAAGUGAGAAGACGUGAUAUGGACUCGUGUUCAAGUUCUGAGAUUGACUCUUCUCGUUCUACUGGUCCAAGUUUGUCUUGGAAAAGUAGUAAGGAUUCUCUGCAUUCUCUUGAAAGGAAGAAAUACACAGAGACUGUCAGGAGAAGAUGUUCUACUUUUGCUUCAAAUAGUUCUUUGCCAAAACGCAUUGGUAAAUCAUGUCGACGGAUAAGACGGAGGGAAGCAAGAUCUGUGGCUGAGGACUCACAUGAUGAUGAUAAUACGCAUGGUUCUCAAGGAAAAACAGUAGAUACAAGCUCCCAAGCCUGUCCAAAUUGUGCUGAUAUUAAACAACCUAUAAACAAUGGUGCAAAAGAUCUAAAGGAGACUCUAGUUUCAGGGUUGUCAGAAAAUAGAAUUGCAGAUGACUAUUCUAGUAGAAGUGGACAAGAUGAUGACUUCAAAAGUGUCUUACAACAUCAAGCACAACUUGAAGAGCAAUAUGAAGAAGACACAGCCCAGGGAGAGUGGGAAGAGAAGGUCAGAGAGAACAGCAGCUGUGUGGUGGACUCCUGUGACCCUGGGAACCGCUCAGAUGUAACUGAGGAAAGAGAAGAGGUGAAGGCAUCAGGGCAAUCAUCUCCUGCCAGAAUAAGAAAUUCUGUAAACCAACAAUCAGACUUGGAAGUUGCCAAAACUUGCUUCACUUCGGAGACGGAACCAAAAGUUUCCAAAGAUUUGCUAAUCCCUCUGCAUUCUGAGACUGGAUAUGUACAGGAGCAAAAAACCAGCAGCUUGGUUGCUCAUGGAUCCUCGUCAUCAGAAUAUGCAUUUCCUACGUCAAAGGGGUCUCUUAGCCAAGGGGUUCCGGGAAAUGUUGAUACCACACCUUCAAGAAGCAGCCGUACAUAUUUGUCUGAUGGUUCUUAUGGGAAUCCCUCUGUCCAUGUUCCUUUCCCAUCUCCAAACCAUGGAGAAAGUUCAGGGAGCCACAAGGAACUUGCUUUGAUGCCCCAAAAGUCCUCCAGUGACUUAGAAUCUGUCCUUGAGGCACUUCAACAAGCUAAGUCAUCAUUAAACCAGAAGCUUCAUGGUAUGCCACUAUUAGAAGGUGGACCGUCUGGCAAUGGUGUUGAACCCUCUUUUCCUGGCAACAAUUUAACUGGGGGAAAAGUGGAUGUUCCCGUUGGAUGUCCUGGGCUUUUUCGGUUGCCAACUGAUUUUCAACUUGAAGGAAGUGCAAAAGUAAACUACCUGAGUUCAAAUACAGCACUCAGUUUAGCAAAUUCUUAUCCUGAACCUGUUCCUGGGUGGUUCGCGAACAGCUCUCUUGCAGAAUCUAGAUCAAUUGCAUUUGUUGGCAAUCACUUUGACACUACCCCUUAUUCGGACAGCGGUUCUGGAGCUCAUAGACCCACUCCCUCGUACACGCUGGGUGCAUCAGGUUUACAUGCUUCAGCAAUGCCAUUUACAGAGAUCCGACCAGGAGUUCCUGCAUCUGGGCCAGUGUUUGAACCAGCUUUGGAAGCCGGUCUAUCCUCUUCUGGUAGAUCCAACUAUCUUGAUCCUCAAACGAAUGGAGCACUUCUCAUUCCCAGUAGAUACGCCUAUCCAACCUACCCAUUCUACCAAGAGGUGCGUCCACAAGUACCUGGUAAUGAAAGACUUUCAAGAUAUGUUCCAAGCGUGGAAUUGGGGACGCCUUCUCCUGCUCGCUUUUCCUUUUAUGAUGAUCAUAUUAGACCAAAUAUGUACAAAUAGCAAUGCAAUGUUAAGGGGCAAUAUGGGAUCUGAUUCUUCAGGACCUCAACUACUCUAGGCGCAUCAUGAAAACUUCCCGAUUUUACGUGGGGUAGUUUGGUGUAUGAAUUUUUAUUGUAGAUCUCUUGUUUAAUGUUUAUUUCAUGCUUUU